Trichoderma citrinoviride is the source of this 804-nucleotide messenger RNA. RefSeq lists its product as hypothetical. The record is from RefSeq and is a predicted model, not a curated record. The coding region runs from base 1 to 804 and encodes 267 amino acids. The transcript is spliced from 4 exons. NCBI's taxonomy places the organism in Eukaryota, Fungi, Ascomycota, Sordariomycetes, Hypocreales, Hypocreaceae.
AUGUCCCACCCCUGGUGGAAGACACAUGACGCGCAAGAGGAGGCCAUCGACAACGCUUUCCCAUCAAAGAGCCCGUCCCUCUUCUGCGCUGGGCCUGUCCCGCCGUUUCCUCACGCUACGGAGGAGGAAGCGAGCGAAAGCGCGGCGGCCACACUUGCAAUCUGGCGAUACACCGUGGCCCAGCCCGACAGGCAAAGACCCUGCCUUUUGGCUCCUGGAGCCGACGGUGGCAUCGCAGCCGUUGGGCCCAGAAUUUGCCGGUACUACUACGACUUCUCGAGUCUUUUGGGGGCGUGCGUCUGCGAAUGGACGCCGGGAGACUGGAGACUGGAGGUACCGGGCUGGAGGUACCAGUACCGCAGCGCCGCCGAGAGAGGGCCCGCGCCACCCGCAGCGUGGCUCCAGCAUCCGCUGGCCGGCCUGCGCGCAGUGGCUGUUUUUGGCUCUGGGCUGCCCUUCCAGUCUCUCACCUUUGCGCCGCUGCCUCUGAGCCCGCGAUCCCGCCCGUGGGGAGACGCCGACCCUGAGUCCGAGUCUCUGCCACUGCGAACAGCUGCAACCGCCCUCGACUGGCUGCGUCUGCGCUCUGCGCCCGCGCUCGACAUCGCCCUUGAGCCCCGUCCGCUGGCGUCCCGGAACCUCACCCCCUUGCCUCGCCUCGCUUCACCGCACCCGGCCCAUCGACUAUCCACACCGCGGCGACAGCCAGAGGAGCAGAAUAAGGGACCCAGGCGCCCGUUCUCGCGGUCGCGACAGCUUCCGCACGCCCUUCUGCCCCUCGGAUCCUACCGCAUGAGUGCUUGA